Molecule: messenger RNA, 6398 nt
Organism: Lymnaea stagnalis (great pond snail)
Lineage: Eukaryota; Metazoa; Mollusca; Gastropoda; Lymnaeidae
Source: the annotation of a GenBank genome assembly
AUGACAGCAAUUGGUACAGCACUUUUAGCAAUUAUGUCACAGCUUGGCGAUAGCCGAAGGUACUGUUUAACUCAUUAAUGAUUUAUUAUUAAAGUUUUGCUGUUUAAAAUUUAUUGCCAAAUAAAACAUUUUUAACAAAGGGCAAAAAUUAAAAGAUUUUACUUCUUCAUAGAAAAUACAAUAUAUUUAAACUAUAAUAACAUCACUUUUAAUUACACAGGUGUGUCAUUACAUUUGUAAUCAUCUUCAUUCCAAGUCAUACUUAUGUGCUAGCUUCAGUGCUACCUCUGCUAUGGUAAGUUUGUUUGGUGUAACUUGCAUGGUUAAUAACACUCCAUAACAAUUAAAACUGGAUACCAAUUAUCUGUUAUAUAACUUUUAAAAUAUUAUAAUAAUAUUAAUGUAGAAGAGGUUUAUAAAUCUAAUAAUUUGUGCUAAAUAGUUUGCAGAAUAAAAGAAUAAAGAUGUUGGUGUACUAUGUUUGAACAUAACUUUUCUAUUAUAAUUUAUUGUAAAAAAAAGACCACCCAAAAAUAUUACAAAGUGCAACAUCUAAAAAAUCACAUUCUUUUAGGUUGUCUGGCUGGCAUUUUCUUCUUAUUGUGAUGGUGAACCUUUUUGUGAUAAUGACAGCUGGUUGGGUCUUGUUGCAGUUCAAGGCUUUCAGGAUGGAGGAGCCCACUCUAGCUGCUGUAAGUGUUACACUUAAUGAGAGGUAGAAUUUUUAAAUACAACACUUCUUAAAAUAGUAUUUUCCAAGUAAAGCACCAUUGUGCCCCCUCUGCAAACAUCCAUUUGAGACAAUAAAAUAAUCACCUCUUCCCCUGGCUGGCACUUCAGGACACCAAUGUGCCCCCUCUGCAGACAUCCAUUUGAGACAACAAAAUAAUCACCUCUUCCACUGGCUGGCACUGCAGGACACCAAUGUGCCCCCUCUGCAGACAUCCAUUUGAGACAAUAAAAUAAUCACCUCUUCCCCUGGCUGGCACUGGCAGGACACCAAUGUGCCCCCUCUGCAGACAUCCAUUUGAGACAAUAAAAUAAUCACCUCUUCCACUGGCUGGCACUGCAGGACUUACGCCGUAACUCUCUACCAAAAGCACCAGACCACACCAACACCCUAUAUACAAACAAAGGACAGCCGCGGGGUGUUGGUCAUUUCUUCACUGCGGCCACGGCCUGGAGGGCACAUGCCCAUUGAGGGUACAUGCCCAUUGAAAGUACAUGCCCAUUGAGGGUACAUGCCCAUUGAGGGUACAUGCCCAUUGAGGGUACAUGCCCAUUGAGGGUACGUGCCCACUGUGGGUACAUGCCAAUUGGCCACAGGAUCUGAAUGAUGAUGAGGAUGAAAACAUUUAAUUUUUAGCCUUUAUGACUGUGAGCAACGUUCUGAUUCUUGUUAUUUGGUCACAAAGGGUUUGCUAGGUGGCAGUCAGCUGAAACAGUAGAGUGAAAUAAUUGGAAUUUGAGAAGCAAUUUUCUUUUCUGCAGCCUUUAAAUUUAAAAAAAUAUCCCAAUAUUCCCCAAUGACCUUUACAUAUUAUGAUGGUGGUUUUUCAACAGUUCUAAACUAAAAAAGGGUUUUGGGGGGAGUUUUAAUAUUAAGAUUGGCAGUAACUAGAACUUAUCGCGAAGCUUGUUAAAGAGUUACAAUUUUAAUCAUCUCAUUAAGUAUGUCACGUGUCUAUAAAAUAGGUACACAGCUAAAAAAAUGAUUGGGAACCAAUGUUUUCCGGCAGAGUGACAGGAUUUUCUUGUAUUUUGUACCUGGCUUUAUCUAUUUCUGAUGUGUAAAACAUUUUUUACCUGGUUUUCACUGAUGAUACAAAAUUUUUAAGGGGAGAAUGGGGUAUCCGGUAUCAUGUUAAAUUUGAGUAUGUGAUAACUUUAGUUAUUUUGUUUGUAUUAAAAUAAUAUUUUUAUAAGCUUAAAAAAAUAAUGCAAUGUGAUGAUUGAAAAAUACACACUUCUGGGUACUAUUUUUAUAACAUCAACAUAAAGCAUUAACAGUAAUAAAUUGUACUGAUUUUCUGUAGCUAUUUUAGAGUUGGUUGAAAUGUUUCAUAAGCUUUUAAAAGGUGCAUCUUACUGUUAUUUGAGUUUGGUUUAAGUAAAAUAAAGAGUAGUCAAGAGAGACACCCACACAAAAAUCUUUAAAAUUUCACUUUGGGAAAUUAACUUUUUUUUUUUUUUGGUUAUGUUUUUCAAAUGUCAGUGGCAGCUUACUUUAAUAUGUGUAUCAAAUUUUAUUCACGAUUAAAUUACUUGAAUAAUUUAAACUUAUUGAAAAAUAUGCACUUUUUAAAGAGAUCUGUUGUUAAUGGCCACUAUGCAUAAUGUAUGAUUCUUGCAGUAGUGGAAAAUCAGUCUCGAAAAGUAAGCUCAUGCUGCAGAAGUAAAACCAGUUCCCGUCUGUCCACAGAUUGUAGAGCAGAUGUUAUUCACAGUUUAUCCUCUAGUUUGUACUGGACUGGUGUGCUGGGCAUUAGGAGCAGUGGUGCCUGCCUCAGUUUUACCUACAGUUUUUUCUUUUAUUUGGCAAGUACAUUUUCAUAUCCAUGUACUGGUUAUAUCACAGAUGCCAACUUUACAGGGGUAAACACCUUGAAUUAAAGGGAGAACAAAUGUGGGCAAAUAUUUUUGAAAGAGUGUAAAAGAAGAUGGAAUGUAUGGAAAUUUCUAAACUGACAGGGUUGAUGGGUUUGUACAAACAGUAGCAAUGGGCAUAUCAAAAAUGGUUGGUACAAACUGAUGGCGGUCUCAAAACUAACAAGAGAAAGCUACUGGCUGGGUUUGUACAAACAAUGAUAUAGUAUAGUGUCCCUGGCUGGGUUUGUACAAACAAGGAUACAGUAUAGUGUCCCGGCUGGGUUUGUACAUAUAUUGAUAUAGUAUAGUGUCACUGGCUGGGUUUGUACAAUCUAGUUAUUGUUGAACUCAGAAAAAUAGGCUUGGCAUGUGCACUUUCCAAUUCCCUCCAUUUAUUUAAGCCCCUGGGAAUGACUGACUAAACUAUUUUUAUGCAUCAGGUUCGUCUUGCUUCAACUGUAUCUGGUCCCUACAUUAUCCUCAUUCAAAGUCCAGACGACCCCUGAUGAGAGCCUAGAUGUUGUCCAGGUUCCCAUCGUGGCCGUAACAGUCAUAGUGUUUGUCCUGCUGGGUCCUCUCCUACAUUUUGUCCUGUCCUUUCUUGCUGCUGAUGCCCCAGGCAUAUCUGUAAUGUUUUUUGUAAGUCAAUUUGUUUUCCUGGAUAAUAAUUAAUACUCAUCUUUGUUGGUCUCAUCUCUUGUGACAUUUAUGAGAACAAAUAAUUUUUUCAUUCUUUUGUGAACUUUGAAUCUAACUCAUUUCCUUUUUGUAGUUAAGACUUAGCAACUUUAAGGUUUCUGUUUAAAUGGGAGAAAUGUUAGAACUGUGCCAUCAUUGUGUUGGUUUUCUAUAUUUGGCAGUGAAAUUUUAUAAAAAUGUUUUAGUUCAGAUGCAUAUAAAUUAAGUGUGAAUAUUUGUUUUGAUCUCCAGGUUCACUUGGUCUUUAUCCUGUCACUUACCUUGUUUUUAUCCACCUUGCUCAGUAUUAGGCAAAUAUUUGAAUAUCUGGGUAAGUCCUUUCUAAACCUUGGGAUAUAUUUUCUAAAUCUUUUUAAAACGACAACAUGCUGGAAUUUCAAAAAAAUAAAUUUGGAUUUAUAUAAAGAAAGACGCGAUGAAGUACUUAGAAUAAUCCCCAGCUUAAUAUCAUCCCCCAAAAUAUCACCACAGAAAAAGUAUGCCAGCAAAACACCAAAGCCAUAUUAGGAGCUGCCUCCUAAAGUGUCCCGAGGCGCUGCAGGGGGAAAUAUAAACCUUUCUGGAACAGAAUAUCGACAAAGCCAUAAAAAAUAGAAUCUGCCUGGAAAUCUUUAGAAAAUAAUCCAAUUGUUGAAAACAAAAUAAUUCUAAAUCAGGCCAGAGGCAAAGAGAAAAUAGCUAUCAAGACAGCCGAGAGAAAUACAUGGGCCCAGACAACGCAGAAGUAGACCUACGCAAGAAUGGUCCCUUCUAAGUAACCUCUGUGGUGAAAGGAGGACCUCAAACCCAAAACCUAUGUAAUAGUACUAGGUAAAAGUAAAAAUAAGGGAAGAUCAAAAAAAAAAAAAGCAGAGAUCUAUAACAAACACUUUGCCUGAAGAAACAAGGCAAACAAAAAGACAGACAGUGACCAGUGCCUAAUAGAUUACCUAAAAUCCAUAAAGAGAGCUCCUAAUGCCCUUUUUGAAGAGAUCUUCACACUGGCUUAACGCAACAGAGCUAUGAAGAAAUUGAAAUCUUGAAAAGCACCAGAGUCAAAUAAAAUCCAUAAUGAGAUGCUGAUCAAUUCUGGACCCUUUAGUGGGAAAAUAAAAGCUAUUUUGUUCUUAUAAACAGCACUUGGCGCCCAAGUGAGAUCCCUAAACUCUGGGAAAAUGCUGCAAUAAUAACACUUAGAUUAAAAAAGAAAAGUCUGCAGACCCUUAUCCCUGACCUGGUGCAUUAGAAAACUUGCAGAAAGAAAGAUCAACAAUUGCCUCUACUGGUGGCUAGAAACAAUGUGCACCCAAGAUAAACACCAGUCUAACAAAAAUAAAUAAAAUGCCAGCUCAUCAAUGUUUGUCCUGGAAGAAGGGCUUCCACCAGGUUCGUCACUGAGUUGUACCCUAUUUUUAAUGACCUAUCGGACAAGCUACAGGUGGAGAAGGCACUCUACGCAGAUGACCUUGUGAUGUAACAUACUUACUGACACACAGGUAUAAGUGCAAGAUGUCUUUAUGAAGACUUGAUGAGGCUCAGUACACACUGAAAAGUGGAAACUGAAAAACAGUUUACUCUGUCUUCACUAAAAGCCACAUUAUGCCUAAAAGGCGCCAUACUCCAAAAAGAAUACAAUCCAAACAUAUCUUGGUGUCUUGUUAAAUGGGAAACUCAGUUAACAAAAGUAUUUUCAAAACUAGAAAGAAAAAGUCAAGGGGGGGGAGAGACAGUGACAAGACCACACAGCGUCAGUUGUACAUAGGAUUGUACAGACCACACAGCGUCAGUUGUACAUAGGAUUGUACAGACAACACAGCGUCAGUUGUACAUAGGAUUGUACAGACCACACAGUGUCAGUUGUACAUAGGAUUGUAUAGACCACACAGCGUCAGUUGUACAUAGGAUUGUACAGACCACACAGUGUCAGUUGUACAUAGGAUUGUACAGACCACACAGCGUCAGUUGUACAUAGGAUUGUACAAUCAGUAAUUGAAUUCAGCUUUGCACUAGUUAGUUUGCAUCAAGACCGUCCAGGACUCUCUCUAGGAAAAGUCCAACGCCAGGCAGUCCAUUUCAUCCCUGGAGUUAUAGGAUCUACCCCAACAGCAGGAUGUGAAAUACAGAAUAAAAUUGAACCAAAGAGAGGUGGCAGUUAUUGAGAUGGUUUCAGCAAUAUCCAAAUAGACACAUGGUUGAGAAAUAGAAACCAAACCAUAGAAUUAUACAGAAAUCAAUACGAGAUGUGGCCCCUGGAAUUGAAGAGAAACACCCCCUGCCAACAGGUAAGAUUUGCAACAAAUGGUUUAUAUCAAAGCAGACCUAAUGGAAAAGACAGAAGAGAAAAGCACUGAUCCAUUGCAUGCAAUCACAGCGACAGAAAAAUCUGAAGCAUCCUGACCACAAGAUAUAAUCCAAUGAUAUACAGAUGGGUCAGCUUUCAAAGGAGACCUACGUGUAGGCUAUGGUGUAUAAAUAGAGUACCCAGACCAAUCAUGUGAUGACCCCUGCAAGCCCUGCGGGGGCGAUCUGCAGUAUGAAGCAGAAGUGACUGCUAUUGAAGCAGCAUUGCACCACCUAUCUGCAAUCUUCACAGUUCACCCCGGCAAACAAAGUCAUGUCUUUAUCUUCUCCGACUGCAAAUCAUGCAGCUGACAAUCAAGAUGCCACAAAAAACUGCAGUUAAAUCACUACUUCUGAAAAUAAACACACUGCAAAGCAGAUUAUCAAAAUGUUUGUUCCAUAGCUCAAUAAAUCAACCAGUUGUGUAAACUGUGUGGUCAGCAAACAUUUUUUGUAAAGGGCCAAGAGUAAAAAUUUGUAAACACUACAGGAAGAGUGAAAUAAAUUUCUGGGCUACCACAUAUAGGGAUGCCUUUGUGUAGUUGUCACCUGGAAAGUGGUGGCACAUGUUAUUCAACAUAUAUUGGUAUUGACUUAAUUAAGAUAGUAAAAUAUGUUCAUUUCUGUGGAGGAUUUUUAUUUAAUAUAUGGCAUAUCUACUUCUAUCUCCACCUUGUUUGUAGAGCCGAGGGAAUUAUGUGCACAUUUUUUGUUGUUUUCAGGUCUACCUUACAGUACAGCGAUUUAUGUGCGGUGGGUCACCGGCCUUAUUUGCACAGCCCUUUCUUCAC